Messenger RNA from Belonocnema kinseyi, 1510 nucleotides. RefSeq names its product ubiquitin-like modifier-activating enzyme 5 (gene Uba5). The record is from RefSeq and is a predicted model, not a curated record. The coding region runs from base 118 to 1293 and encodes 391 amino acids. Lineage: Eukaryota; Metazoa; Arthropoda; Insecta; Hymenoptera; Cynipidae. Gene Ontology annotation, biological process: protein ufmylation. The transcript is spliced from 6 exons. Gene Ontology annotation, molecular function: UFM1 activating enzyme activity. Gene Ontology annotation, cellular component: cytosol; cytoplasm.
CAAAUCGCUAUCGCCACAACCACGGGUCGACAGCACGGAUCUGUCAUUUAUUUUGACAUAUGGGAAGUGUUAUUUCAAACAAAUUUUCAGAACUUUAGAAAAAGAUUUAUACAAAAAAUGGAUAGUUUAAAAAAAUUGCAGGAUCGUGUCAAAGAAUUGGAGAAACAACUGGCUGAACUUCAAUCGAAAGAUGUGAAGCCGAGCAGAGAAAAAAUUGAGAAAAUGUCAAGUGAAGUUAAUCCUUCCAAUCCAUACAGUCGAUUAAUGGCACUGCAACGAAUGGGCAUUGUUGACAAUUAUGAAAGAAUUCGAAGCAUGACAGUCGCAAUUGUCGGGGUCGGUGGAGUAGGAAGUGUAACAGCAGAAAUGCUUACAAGAUGUGGAAUAGGGAAGCUCGUGCUUUUUGACUACGACAAGGUGGAAUUAGCAAACAUGAAUAGACUUUUCUUCCAGCCUAAUCAAGUUAAUCAAAGUAAAGUAGACGCUGCAGCAAAAACUUUGACAUUCAUCAAUCCUGACGUUCAAAUAGAAGCUCAUAACUACAAUAUCACCCAUAACGAUCCCUUCGAGCAGUUCAAGGACACAUUAAGUACAUCCAGUCUUUCAGAAGGCCCGGUAGAUUUAGUUCUAAGUUGUGUCGACAACUUUGAAGCACGUGUGGCCAUAAACAGGGCUUGCAAUGAACUCAAUCAAAAAUGGUUUGAAAGUGGAGUUUCUGAAAAUGCAGUCUCGGGUCACAUCCAGUUUAUUAUUCCCGGAGAAACUGCUUGUUUUGAGUGUGCACCACCAUUGAUAGUGGCUACGAAAAUAGACGAAAAGACACUGAAACGGGACGGAGUUUGUGCAGCAUCGCUGCCGACGACAAUGGGAAUCGUCGCUGGUUUUCUGGUGCAGAAUUCUCUUAAAUAUUUACUUAGCUUCGGCACAGUUACUAAUUACCUCGGUUAUAAUGCAUUGGAGGACUUUCUCCCUUCAAUGACAUUACGACCAAAUGAAAAUUGUGAAAACAAAGAUUGCCAAUUGAGGCAAAAAGAAUAUUUGGCUAAACCGAAAGUUGAACAAUGUGUGGAAUGCGUGGAAGAGGGACCUUUGCAUGAAGAUAAUGAAUGGGAUAUUUCGGUGGAGGAUGAAGGAGAUUACGAAGUAAAGAACAAAGCUCCUAAAACUUUAGUGACUGGUUUACAAUACGCAUACGCGCUUCCAACUCAAGAAAUCGAAACCGCACAAGAACAAUUACCAGAAUUUGAUGACAAAAGUAUAGAAGAACUCAGAGCCCAGUUGGGAUCCAUGUAAAAAAAUAUUCUGAACAUUUUUCUAAGAAAUUUUGAUGCUGUAAAGUUUAUACACAAUUUUAGCAAUUGAGAUUCCUUAGCAUUUCUCAAGCAAGUAAUUCAAGGAAGUGUGAAAUAUUGUAAAUGAUGGAAAAGGAUUAAAAAAACGUACGCUCGAUUGUAUUUUCCUUCUUCUGACAUAUUUUUGUUAUAAAAAAUUAUAAUAAAUAAAACAUUAA